AAUGCGUGCCCGAAGCGGAGAUAUGGAUUGGGCCAUCCACAAUGGCAGGUGCUGUCCUCUACAGGCAAUUACGCUGCUUCUUCCUCUUCUGGAAUUAGACAUGGGAACUGGGAACCGAUCCGCGUCUCGGAAAGCGAGGAGAACUCUGCUUGUCGGGAUGGAGAGUUCUCCAGUCACGCUGAAGAGCCAAUUAAUCUGGAGUGCAUG
Nezara viridula (southern green stink bug) is the source of this 207-nucleotide messenger RNA. NCBI's taxonomy places the organism in Eukaryota, Metazoa, Arthropoda, Insecta, Hemiptera, Pentatomidae. The record is from the annotation of a GenBank genome assembly.